AUGUCCCCGUCGUCGUAUUCAACAGCGAGACACCUUCGCAUCUUACUGGUUGGAACGUUUCUGAGCCGACUAUACACAUGCAUCCUCAUCGUGCUCUCAGCAUCGUUUCUGCCGCUCUUUGACUCUUCACCGACAAUCUUGCUUGGAAACUCAUGGCAGUCCUCGUUUCUCCGCUGGGAUGCAUUUUAUUUCACUCACAUCGCCGAGAAUGGUUAUGUCUACGAGCAUGAAUGGGCAUUCUUCCCUGGAAUACCACUUCUAAUGCGCUUUGCUUCACAGUUCCUUACAGGCCUUACCGUUCAUGGCGAUGUUUCUUCAGAUUUAACUACGAGUUUGGAAUGGACCAUGUUGCUACAGGGAGGUGCGCUAGCUGCCCUAGCAUGCGAUUCGACGCGUACGCUCUAUCAUUUAUCUCUCCAUCACCUUGGCUCCCCCUCUCUCGCAUUUGUCUCUGCAGCUCUUUCUUUACUGCCCAGCAGUCCUGCAGCCUUGAGAUUUGCAGCAUACACUGAGCCGAUCUUCACCUUCAUGUCGUACAGAGGCAUGCUAUACUGCACCAGGUCCCAGUGGCUCUUUGCUUCUGCGUGCUUCGCGUUCGCGAGUGUAUGUCGCUCCAACGGAGUGAUGCUGAGUGGGUUCAUCGUCUGGGGCAUGUUGGUUGAACCAUUCUUAAAUGGACAAUAUGAAAAGCUCUCCUUCACCCACAUACUCUAUACCAUCCUCCUCACCGCAUUGCCCAUCCUCCCAUUCAUCUACCAUAACUACAUGGCAUACCUCGCGUUCUGCAGCACCACUGCACAGCCUGCGGAAUGGUGCACACGUCGUUUCCCAUCCAUCUAUGCUCAUGUUCAAGAUAAAUAUUGGAAUGUCGGGUUCCUACGCUAUUGGACUUUUCAACAACUACCAAACUUUAUCAUAUCUCUCCCUGUCCUCUUAAUCAUCUACAUAUUCGCCUUCAACUAUUUCUCUGCUCUUCCUACCGUCUUAACCUCUUUCCCUCUGCUUUCUCAUACCCGCGCUCCAAAACCAAAACCGCGGUCACCCUUCCUCUCCUCAAGGCUACUUCCCCACGUAUUGUAUGCGACGCUCCUCACGCUCAUUUUAACAUUUUCUGCCCACACCCAAAUUGCCCUGCGCACCCUCCCCGCGGUCCCAGUAACUUACUGGUCAGCUGCUUGGCUCCUCCUUGAACGACCAAUGUUGGGCAAGGCAUGGGUUGCGUGGAGUAUGGUGUGGGGUUCCCUGAGUGCUGUUCUAUGGGGCGUAUUCUUACCUCCGGCGUGA
This is a messenger RNA of Serpula lacrymans var. lacrymans S7.9, 1284 nucleotides long. RefSeq names its product glycosyltransferase family 76 protein. NCBI's taxonomy places the organism in Eukaryota, Fungi, Basidiomycota, Agaricomycetes, Boletales, Serpulaceae. The coding region runs from base 1 to 1284 and encodes 427 amino acids. The transcript has 2 exons. Gene Ontology annotation, biological process: GPI anchor biosynthetic process. Gene Ontology annotation, cellular component: endoplasmic reticulum membrane; mannosyltransferase complex. The record is from RefSeq and is a predicted model, not a curated record. Gene Ontology annotation, molecular function: GPI mannosyltransferase activity; alpha-1,6-mannosyltransferase activity.